CCAUCCUCUUUCACAAGUUACUGUCCCGCUAAUGUUAAGUAGGCUAAUGACACCAACUCACCGUAAAAUACUAGAACUUUACUAAUUAAUUUUAGGUGACUACUGCACUUUACAUUCACUGAAUCUCUGCACCCUUCAAAACAUGGUAACCUGACUGGGUUCUCCAUCCAGUACAGUAGGAGGCAGCAGCGGAGCAGCUACCAGCAGCCUCCUUGAAGCAGCUGGCUAAUUGUACAAGGUGCGGCAGAGAAAAACAGAGACGGGACACCAUCGCUAGCUAGGAGCUAGUGCGGUUGACGUUUAUUUUUUUUAGUCCCCGUUUUUUUCAGCUAAAGUCAACAUUGGAUGUAGACAUUUUCAAAACUUCGAUGUUUAAUUAGCUUAGUAGAUUGUCCAAAGUGUCAGCGAGCAGCUAAACAGAAGCAGGGUCACAUCAGCAUCUUUACCCUACAGCCGGAAAACAAACGAAGCUAACAUUAGGUAGCUAAUGCUAGGAUAGCUAGCGGGCUAGCUUUCACAAGUGUGUUAACGCCAAGACCUACAUUUGACUGAGUCGGUUUAAUUAACGCCAACGUUGCAAUGGCUGAUGUUGACAAGCUCAACAUAGACAGUAUCAUCCAACGUCUUUUAGAAGUCAGAGGAGCGAAGCCUGGUAAGAAUGUACAGCUGCAGGAGAAUGAGAUCCGUGGAUUAUGCCUCAAGUCCAGGGAGAUCUUUCUCAGUCAACCCAUUCUUCUGGAGCUGGAGGCCCCUCUCAAGAUUUGUGGUGACAUCCAUGGGCAAUACUAUGACCUGCUGAGGCUGUUUGAGUAUGGGGGCUUCCCUCCGGAGAGCAACUACUUGUUUCUGGGAGACUAUGUAGACAGGGGGAAGCAGUCUCUGGAAACCAUCUGUCUUCUGCUGGCCUACAAAAUCAAAUACCCUGAGAACUUCUUCCUGCUCAGGGGAAACCAUGAGUGUGCUUCAAUCAACAGAAUAUAUGGUUUCUAUGAUGAGUGUAAAAGAAGGUACAACAUCAAACUCUGGAAGACCUUCACAGACUGUUUUAACUGCCUCCCUAUUGCCGCCAUUGUUGAUGAGAAGAUCUUUUGCUGCCACGGAGGACUGUCACCUGACCUUCAGUCCAUGGAGCAGAUCAGACGCAUUAUGCGCCCCACUGAUGUCCCUGACCAGGGUCUGCUGUGCGAUUUGCUCUGGUCUGAUCCAGACAAGGAUGUUUUGGGCUGGGGGGAGAACGACAGAGGUGUAUCGUUUACCUUUGGUUCGGAGGUGGUGGCCAAGUUCCUGCAUAAGCAUGAUCUGGAUCUGAUCUGUCGUGCCCAUCAGGUUGUUGAGGAUGGCUAUGAAUUUUUCGCGAAGAGGCAGCUCGUCACUUUGUUCUCAGCGCCUAACUAUUGCGGGGAGUUUGAUAAUGCUGGUGCCAUGAUGAGCGUGGAUGAGACCCUCAUGUGCUCUUUUCAGAUUUUGAAACCAGCUGAGAAGAAGAAGCCCAACGGCAGCCGUCCUGUGACUCCACCUCGCAACAUGGUCACCAAGCAAGCCAAGAAAUGAGGGGCCGGGUGGGGGACAAAUGGCCGGAGUCUCACUCCUCUCUUCUGCUUUCGUCUUCUGCAUUUGAAGGAUUGGUUAUCCUUCAUGCUGCCAAUACUGAAAAGAUAUCCACUCCUACCCGAUGAAAGCAAAAUAUUUUGUUGUUUUGUCCACAGGGGUAAAUUGAUAUGUCACCAUGAAAACCUCAGGUGUUUUGCACUCCAUUUUGCAGCUAGUCUUUGCCACAUAUGACUGUUCAAUCAGGAAAAAUGUAACAAUACGGCUACUUAUGCACAGGAAUGCCUUGUUUGAAUCUGUGCACAAUUUUUCCAGUUUGUUUUAUGUCUUCAUUUGUCAUCUUGUUCUCACUGUCAAUAAUGGGUAUUAAUGGCUAUAAAACCUAUGGGGAAAGUCACAAACACCUGUUUACUUCUGUAAAACCUUAUUUACAGUUAAUUUACAGUCAUUGUCAUAGAACAUUGACUCUACACUGCACCAUCACAUUUUUAAACAAGUCUUGUGCUAAAUUAAAUGAAUAAGAAAGCACUCUUGUAAUGUCUAAAUCUUUCUAAUAAACUUUGAGUGUAUUUUAGG
Molecule: messenger RNA, 2124 nt
Organism: Toxotes jaculatrix (banded archerfish)
Lineage: Eukaryota; Metazoa; Chordata; Actinopteri; Toxotidae
Gene: ppp1cc
Product: protein phosphatase 1, catalytic subunit, gamma isozyme
Exons: 7
Coding region: 580-1551 (323 amino acids)
Cellular component (GO): nucleus; cytoplasm
Molecular function (GO): protein serine/threonine phosphatase activity
Source: RefSeq, a predicted model, not a curated record